Molecule: messenger RNA, 936 nt
Organism: Salvia splendens (bonfire salvia)
Lineage: Eukaryota; Viridiplantae; Streptophyta; Magnoliopsida; Lamiales; Lamiaceae
Product: protein WUSCHEL
Exons: 3
Coding region: 123-791 (222 amino acids)
Biological process (GO): plant organ development
Molecular function (GO): DNA-binding transcription factor activity; DNA binding
Source: RefSeq, a predicted model, not a curated record
UUCCUGUCAAUUGUCACUCUCUCUCUCUCUCUCUCUCCUCUUUAUAAUAAUUCCCUUUCCUCCUCCCUCAAAUAUGAAUUCAACUAAUUAGCCCCCUCUCUUCUCUCUAAUUCUCUCUCACUAUGGAACAGCAAGGUGGAAAUGAAGAGAAAACGGUGUGCAGACAGAGCAGUACGAGGUGGACGCCGACAAGCGACCAGAUAAGAAUCUUGAAGGAUCUAUACUACAACAGUGGCGUCAGGUCUCCCACGGCCGAGCAGAUUCAGCGAAUCUCCGCCAAGCUGAGGCAGUACGGCAAGAUCGAGGGCAAAAACGUCUUUUACUGGUUCCAGAAUCACAAGGCCCGCGAGCGCCAGAAGAAGCGCUUCACCGCCGAUCAUCAUCAUCCCAUUCCCAUCUACUCCAACUUCCCUAACAACAUAAACCCUCCUGGGAAUUUUGCGUCUUCUUCUGCUGCUGGCUUGCUCAAUGGCUAUGGAUCUGUGGCCAUGGAGAAUAGCUUUAGAGAAUGCACCAUAACACCAAGUGCAAAUGUGGGAGGGCAGAAUUUGGCAUGGUUUGGGGUUGAUACCUAUCCUUCGCCCUACCCUUUUCUUGAAAUGUCAAGAAGCAUCAACAACCAAACCCUACUUCAAGCUGCCGAGGAGGAGGCCUCGGAGAUCGAGACCCUCCCCCUCUUCCCAAUGCACGGCGACGCCAAGCAAGACUGGCACCACCGCGGCGAUGAUGCCAUCGCCGCCGCUUCAUUGGAGCUCAGCCUCAACCCCUACGCCGCCGGAUUCCGUCAUUAAGGCGUCAAUAUCUAGCUAGGGCUACUACAUGAAAUAGUUGUACAAAUUCAUUAGUACUAUUAAUCUCUCUAUUAUAUCAUUAAUUGAUGAUGAUGGUGACUUACCCUUUCUUAAUUAGGGACUUUUAAUGAAUCCAUAUUUAUAA